GAUAAGCAACUUUGGGACAACCGUGACCUGGUGGAUGGCUGAGAAUCUCCAGAGCAGAUCAAAUGCAAUUCUCCCCUCAAAGCAAUGCACAUUUACAGAACAUCAUCAUUGGCACAGAACUUUCUAGGAAAAGAAAAAGAAGCAAAAAAGAUUGGCCAACGCCUUCCAGGGCAAAGGCGGGUUGGAGGAGGAGAAGCAGUCGUGUUCCAGGCAUGUCUUUAUCCUCCACCCAGGACGAGAGACCAAGCCAAGCCAAGCAUUUCUUUCAUCCAAGAGGACGGUUUGGACGGACGGCUCAAGAGGGAAAGAAGAUCCCAAACGCAGCUCCAAAGACCCAGAUUCCUCAAAGGGGGAAGAUCCCCGGGAAGCCUCCGGGUGGGUCUCCCAGCGACACUGGGAUGGAAAUGCAGCACAGAAAGCCGGAAAAAGAUUUCACAUUUCCUGACUUGAAAGCAACACGGCCCAUCGCACAAAUCCGGCUUGCACAGACAUGUCCGAUGCUUGAGUUUGUGCCGCUGAAUUUCGGUCGCCGGCUCUGCCCGCCUCCACAGGUACACCAAAAGACACACUGGAAGCUGCAACACACAACCGACCAGCCCCGAAAUCUCUUGGAUUCCAGAUCCCUAAGAUGUAACGUGCAUUUAUUUGGGAUGUUUUUUAGUAUUUUGAAAAUACUUGUUAUCUUUUUCAUGGUUUUGAAACUGGAAGCCACCCAGAGUCCUUGA
Pantherophis guttatus is the source of this 725-nucleotide messenger RNA. The record is from RefSeq and is a predicted model, not a curated record. Lineage: Eukaryota; Metazoa; Chordata; Lepidosauria; Squamata; Colubridae.